GCGAGAUGGGGGGCGGUGUUCGCGCCGAAUUUGAAGCUGGGGCCGCGGGCGCUGUGGCCGUUAGUGGUGCGCGCGCGGCGGCGAGUGGGGGUGUUCUCCUCCGGUGUCCCCGCGCCUGGAACGGUCCGCCGGCGGCUGGGCGCUCCCUCCGCCGUUAGGAGCGGCCUCACUGCCGCCGAGCCAGGAGCGGGAACAGCGGCGGCCCCGAGCCGCGGGAGACCGUGGGAGGGGGCCGUGAGGUGACCGCCCACUUUCUCCGCAGCCAUGGGAGCGAAAAAGAAGGUUCUGCAAAUCAAAGACGCCUUUCAGCUGGCGCAGAAGCCUCACCAGAACCACGCGAAGCUCAUUGUGGGUUUGAAGAGCACCUACAACGAGUUGGAAGAUAAGGAAGAUUUUCAUGAAAAAUUCAUUAAUUUCCUUAAGUAUGCCAUGAUAAUCUAUAGACGGGAACCAGCAGUGGAACAAGUGAUCAAUUUUGUGGCUAAAUUUGUUAUUUCCUUUUAUCAAAUGGAGAAAGAAGAUGGUAGUGAAGAGGGUGAAGAAGAUAAUUCACUUCUGAAUUACGUGUUUAACUUUCUGCUUGAGUCUCACAAAGCAAACAGCCAUGCAGUUAGGUUUCGAACAUGUCAGCUUGUUAAUAAGAUUUUGGGAAAUAUGCCAGAGAAUGCCCAGAUUGAUGAUGACUUAUUUGAUAAAAUUAAUGAAGCUAUGCUGAUUAGACUACAAGAUAAAUUUUCGAAUGUGAGAAUCCAAGCUGUCUUGGCCCUGUCGAGACUUCAAGAUCCUAAGGAUGAAAACUGUCCUGUUGUUAACAUUUACAGUACACUGCUUGAAAAUGAUUCAAAUUCAGAAGUAAGGCGUGCAGUGCUGUCGUGUAUUGCUCCAUCAGCAAGGACUUUGCCAAAAAUUGUAGGCCGCACUAUGGAUGUAAAAGAAGGUGUCAGGAAGCAGGCAUAUGAGGUUUUGGCAGAAAAAGUUCACAUGAGAGCUCUGUCAAUAGCACAGAGAGUAAAAUUGUUACAACAAGGACUUAAUGACAGAUCUGAUGCUGUUAAGGAGGUAAUCAAGAAGAAGCUGCUUCAGGCCUGGUUACAAUUCACUGAAGGGGAUGUUUUAGAAUUGCUUCAUCGACUGGAUGUGGAAAAUUGCCCAGAAGUGGCUGGCCCAGUACUAAAUGCUUUGUUUUCAUCAUCUCCACUUCAAGACUUUGUUCAGAACUGUAAAAACCUUGACAGCAGAAAACUGAUGCAGCUGGAAGACUUAACAGCUGAGAAUGUAUUAUAUUGGAGAUGUCUUUGUGAAUAUCUAAAAUCAAAGGGUGAAGAAGGUGAAGAUUUACUAGAACAGAUGUUGCCAGAACCAGCUAUAUAUGCGGAUUAUUUAUUAAGUUACUUUAAAAAUAUUCCAGUUCUUAGCGAGGAACAAAGAGAAGACUUCACUUGUUUUGAAAACCUGAUGACAAAAGAAUUUAUAGGCCAGCAACUGAUUCAUAUCAUAGGCUGCAUGGAUACCACAGAAGAAGGAGGAAGAAAGCAUCUGUUAGUUACAUUACAAAAGAUUCUUACUCUGCCUACAACUUCAACAGCCUUUAUAUCUCUGCUUACGGAAAGAUUACUCACUAUUGUUCAGGAUGAUGACAGAAGGAUUCAAACUAUUGCAGAAAUUAUAUCAGAAGUUCAUGAGCCAAUUGUUGCAGUCGACCAGCCUGUUGAUGUUGCUGAAAUAAGAAAGCGGGAGCUUAAGCUGGCUGAAACAAAGGUGAAACUUUUUGAAGCAAAAGCAGCUUUGGAAGAAUGCAUUGAUCUGCAGGAUUUUAAUAAAGCAUCAGUAUUAAAAGAGAAAAUAACUGAGUUGGAACACAUUAAAAAUGAUCUGAUAAAAGAAGCAGAGCAACCUGAAAUUAAAGAAGUGCAUGUGGAGAAGAAUGAUCCUGAAACACUGUUGAAGUGUCUGAUGAUGUGUUAUGAACUUCUGAAGAUCAUGUCCCUUUCUAAAGGAAUUGGUCCAACCAUUAAUGAACUCAUUGAAUCUCUGAUACUUCCUGGUAUAACUAAUGUCCAUCCAGCUGUGAGAAAUAUGGCAGUUCUGUGUUUGGGUUGCUGUGCCCUUCAGAACAAAGAAUUUGCCCGACGACACCUUGCACUGCUGUUACAGGUUUUACAAAUAGAUAACAUAAAGGUAAAGCUCAGUGCUUUAAAGGCAAUCUUUGAUCAACUAAUGCUGUUUGGGAUUGAGCCAUUUAAAUCCAGAAAAGGCAGUAAUUCUCAAAGUGAAGACGCACAUAGUAGAAUGGAAGAUUGUGAGGAAGAAAGUGAAACAGUAGAGGAGGAGGAAGACACUGCUAUGACUCACAACCUCCUGCAGCUUCUUUCAGGUUUCCUAGACAGUGAGUUUUCAGAACUUAGGACGGAAGCUGCAGAAGGCAUAGCUAAACUGAUGUUCUCUGGGAGGCUGGUUAGUGCCAAGCUUCUUUCUCGUCUUGUUUUGUUGUGGUAUAAUCCUGUGACCGAAGAGGAUGUUCGGCUUAGACACUGUCUGGGAGUGUUCUUCCCUUUAUUUGCUUAUGCAAAUAGGUCUAACCAGGAAUGCUUUGAAGAAGCUUAUCUUCCAACUCUGCAAACACUGUUAAAUGCUCCUGCAACUUCACCUUUGGCUGAAAUAGAUAUCAGUAAUGUUUCUGAACUGUUAGUGGACCUGACCAGACCAAGUGGGCUGAAACCUCAGUCUAAAAAGUCUCAGGACUAUCAGGACUUAACAGUGCAUGAUAGUUUAGCAAUGAGAAUUUGCAACGAGAUCUUGAUGGACCCAACGGCACCAGAUGUUCGUAUUUAUGCAAAAGCUUUAAAUUCACUAGAACUCAGUAGUUCUUCCACAGAGAAUCUUCUGGUUCUGCUCAACGAGAUAAUAGAGAAAGUGAAAGAUAAACUGUGUCAAAGAGCUAUUGAGAAGGUCAAGAUGAACUUGAUCAAAGAUCCUAAUGUGGGCAAAGACAACUCUGAAAGGACUGAGGAAAUGGGCCCCUCUGAAAUGCCACAGGAAAUCGAUACCACGUUAGCUGAAAAUACUAUUCACAACAAGGAAGAAAAUAAUAAAGAUACUCUUCAUACUCCAGUUAAUGAAGCUAAAAAUAAAGCAACUGCAAAAUUGAAAUCCACGAGAAACAAAACUGGCAAAGAACAAAGGAAAGCAGCAGCAGAAGCGAGGUCUGUGAGAAGAAAAACUGGCACAACUGAAAAAUGUGGUAGUGAAAGUGGAGAUGAAAUUCAAGAAUCGGUCCCAGUGCCAAGUUCAAGGCCUUCAAGACGAGCAAAGACAGUGGCAUUUGAAAAAACAAGGAUGAAUCUUUCCAGACUUUUGGACAGGGAAGCAGAUGAGUGAAGACAAAAGGAGAAAGUGUCCUUUGCUCAUGCUGGCAGUUAACAUCAGGCUUGAAAAAUAAGAUUUGUUUUGUUGUUAGUCACAUUUAACUCUUUCUAUGCUAUGAUCAUUCAUAAUUCUCGAUUUUUGUAGGCACUUUUUUAAAUAGAUACUUUUGAUUUUUCAAAGAUGAAGUCCAUUCAUGUAAUAAAACACAUUAAAAUACUACCUGAAUAA
Phalacrocorax carbo (great cormorant) is the source of this 3594-nucleotide messenger RNA. The record is from RefSeq and is a predicted model, not a curated record. NCBI's taxonomy places the organism in Eukaryota, Metazoa, Chordata, Aves, Suliformes, Phalacrocoracidae.